ACAUCUCUAUCCUGCCCACCAUUGUCGGCAAUAUUCCUUUUAUGGUAUUAGGCCUAUGUUUUUACCAAGCAAGUCCUUAACCAUGUCCACAACGGGACGCUGGUCAGCGAGAAGGCCUCUGCUGGUAUCGGUGGGUCUUUCAGCCGCUAGUCCUGCAUACUCAACGUCUUUGCGACUAUCGUCGCCAUGGAGAUUUACGGCGCCAGCAAGACGCUUAAGUAGCCGUUCGCCCGCGGCAGUCGAUAAGAGCAUAAAAUCAGGAUCCUGGAGAGAAUUUCCAUCCUGUUCCUGCAGACCUCGGAGAUUGAACAAUCUUGACCCGCAGAAAAGACAUAGUUCCAACGUCGCCCCUGAGAUCCACGCUGCUCCGGCAGGCUCGUCCAGUCUUCCACCUCCGCGCCGACAUAUACUUGUGCGACUACUCGCUACCUUCGGCCUAUUCUGCGUCUUCGCCCCGAUAGGCUUCUAUCUCUCAGCAGGCCCGUUGGUGCAGACACUCAGAGAGAUGGAGAGCAUACCGACGGACUCGGAGACGCUCGAACUCGUGAAUCCACUCCCGGAGGACCCGGCCUUCCAAGUCAACGAGACGAUAAUGAACCAUCCAUUGACGAAGGAACUGCUUAGCAACGAGAAGUUCUCCGCUUCAAGACCACACUUGAAGAUACCGCCUUCUCUGAGAAGCCAAAAUUUCACGGCAGGCACGCUGCUGGGGCCCGAUUUGAUGCCGGUGCCUCCGCUCGUUUUUUCGACCCAGGACGGAACGGAGCUGGUGCAAAUUAUGUACGUGGGUUCUGCCCUGUGUGGUCAUCCGGGCCUCGUCCAUGGAGGCAUGCUGGCAACGCUCUUGGACGAAGGACUCGCCCGCUGCUGUUUCCCCGGCCUGCCGAAUAAGGUCGCGGUCACGGCAAGUCUGAAAGUGGACUACAGGACCCCGUGCCAGGCGGGACAGUACCUCGUCCUCAAAGCGGAGACGACUAAAUUCGAAGGCAGGAAGGCCUGGGUCAAGGGACGGAUCGAGACCCUCCCGGUGGACGGCAGUCCAGGAGUUCUGGUCACCGAAGCGGAAGCGCUGUUCAUAGAACCAAGGAAUGCCGCGAUUUUGGCGAGGCAGAGGAAAAUUAUUGGGGGGGAUGAACCAUGAUCGUGUCUCAGAACGACUUUCAAUUGCUCCAGUCAGCCAAAUACAUGUACAUAUGGCGUCCAUUAUACAAGGGGUGUAUAGACUCGUCAGCUGUAUCAUGUAGAAUCGGGCACAAGACAAUAGUAUUUUAAUCAAUUUUAAAUGAUUUUGCAUACGAACAA
Messenger RNA from Verruconis gallopava, 1302 nucleotides. RefSeq lists its product as uncharacterized. The record is from RefSeq and is a predicted model, not a curated record. NCBI's taxonomy places the organism in Eukaryota, Fungi, Ascomycota, Dothideomycetes, Venturiales, Sympoventuriaceae. Bases 56 to 1141 code for a protein of 361 amino acids. The transcript is spliced from 2 exons.